GUCAAGCGAACAUAUGUCAGCCUCCUGAACAUUCUUAAACAGAGAGCUUCCCCUCAGUGAAUCUGUACGAGUUUGUUGUUGAGGCAAUGGAGCUGUCUUCGCUUUAUCAGUCCGCUUCGGCGGCGGUUGGCUCUUUGCCUGUGGCCUAUAAACUCUUAUGUGCUGUCUUGGUGGUUUUUACCUUGAAUAAAGCAUUUCAUGGGGCUGAGAGGAAGGGGUAUAAUAAGAAGAAUCUUCCGAGAUAUGCUCCCAUUGAACUUGCAAUUGCGAGUUAUAUUCUUAGCGGAAAUGGUCUAGGUCGACGAAUCUUUUCAGCUUUAAGCCGCUAUGGAGGGUCUCUAUUCGGUCUAACAUCAGGACAUCAAAUCUUUGUCGACUUGCCCGGCGUGGAACGCCUCUUAGCUCAGUCUCAUCACACUUUCAACUCCGAUCCAGCACAGUACUCACUCUGUACUCUUGUCUUCGGCAGCACUGAUACUCCAGAGCUGAGAGCCAAGUUUGAUACAUCAUUGAAAGAUCUUGUUCCUCCUCUUGAGCGAACUUUUCUGAAUGACGCCGCUUCUACAGCCAAUGUUGAAAAGUCUCGUGUUGCGGAACGAGGUGCUUCACUUGUCACAUUCUCUUCUAACCCUAGGGAUAUGGCGCGAUGGGAGCUUUCCGCAGGUAUUAAAGUAAUUCAACCUGAACAGCCAGGUUGUCCGGGAAAAGUCGAAGCGAAUCUACAAAGCUUGACUCGAGACUUUGGAGCUUGCAUGUCUGUUCCUCUCAUCUACGGCCAAGACAUACUCGAUCGGAAUCCUCGGCUGCUAGAUGACUUCUGGACAUUCGAUAAUGACCUAUUUCCACUGCUUAUGGUCGGUGUUCCUAAGUGGGCUCCAUUCAGAAUGAUGCAAGACGGUCUCAAGGCCAGAGCCAGAAUCAUCGAUAGUCUGGAGGCAGUCUACAGACGAGUCGACCAAUAUGAGAAAGGAGAGCCUGUUGAUUUCGGUGCCGAUAUGUCAGAUGUCAGUAUGAUGCUACGAGAACGAAACAAGAUCUACAACAGAGACGGAUGGACAUUUCCUGAACGUGCUGCAGCGGAUCUUGGUACUUUCUGGGGUCUCAACGCCAACGCUCAGCCUGUGUUGUUCUGGUUCCUGCUUUACGUUUAUUCAACUCCUGGCUUGCUUGAACGAAUCAGAGAUGAGAUCUCCCCCUAUAUGACUUUAUCAGAUGGUGACAAACCCGAGAUUAAGUCUAUGGAUUUUCCAAGUUUGUUCCGGAAGUGUCAGCUCUUCAAGGCUUGCAUCUUUGAGACGUAUCGCCUGGUGAACGAGCCAACAUCGAUCCGCUAUGUCACUCAACCCGUCAGCCUGAACGAUGGCAAUCACAAACAUGAACUUAACGAAGGAACAUACAUCAGCGUUCCUCUCGCGUUGAAGAACAAGAACCCUUCGAUAUAUGAGGAUCCUGACACUUUCAUCCCCGAUCGUUUCCUCGAAACAGACCCUGAGACAGGAAAGGCGACGGCACGAUACGGAAAGUUGAAGCCCUGGGGUCUUGGAGCUGCUAUGUGCAAAGGACGAACAUUUGCAGAGAAAGAGAUCAUUUCUCUUGGAUCAGCUGUUGUUAGUCUCUGGGAUAUAAGUCCUGCUGAGGGAGAGUGGAAAUUGCCUGCUAUGAUCCCUGGAACUGGAGUUAAGAGGCCAGUCAAUGACAUACGUGUGGUUAUCACCCGUAAAAGAGUCUUCAAGCCAUUCGAAUAUUGAACCUAACGAACUACGAGAUAAACAGAAGUUUUUCUUUUUGGCAAGCUCUAUGUGUUUUGGAUAUAAGAUCAAGAUUUCAUACCAAAGUUUGGAGGGACAGCUUUCAAUAGAGAUGAGUACAAUACUGUAAAAGAACAUCAUAUGCGUAGUAGUAUAUCAAAGAGCCUGAGUAACUAAACUUUCAUCAUUCAUUAUUAUUAUUCAUUGCUGUCAUAAUGAUAUAUAAAACUCC
Messenger RNA from Fusarium redolens, 1980 nucleotides. Its product is annotated as cytochrome P450. NCBI's taxonomy places the organism in Eukaryota, Fungi, Ascomycota, Sordariomycetes, Hypocreales, Nectriaceae. The record is from RefSeq and is a predicted model, not a curated record. Gene Ontology annotation, molecular function: iron ion binding; oxidoreductase activity, acting on paired donors, with incorporation or reduction of molecular oxygen; heme binding. The transcript has 3 exons. Bases 87 to 1748 code for a protein of 553 amino acids.